GUCCUACUGAUUGGGAUCUGCAAUGGCUUCCAAGGAUGCGCAAAGCGCAGUGACCAUCUCGAGGACCGCAAAAGAUGUCCUGUCAGGGACGGCCGGAGGCAUUGCUCAAGUCUUGGUCGGGCAGCCCCUGGAUAUGCUAAAGGUCCGUUUGCAGACCGCAACUCACGGUACUUAUUCUGGUAUGGGCGACUGUGCUAUGCAGAUCAUCAAGAAGGACGGUCCUCUCGGGUUCUACAAGGGUACCCUGACACCCCUGCUAGGUGUAGGUCUCUGCGUCUCUAUCCAAUUCGGCGUCGUGGAAAGAGUCAAGCGAGAGUUUGCCUCUAGGAACGCCAGGGCUGCAGGCGUACCCGAGGGCGCAGAGUCGCUGUUGGGAGUUGGACCAAAGGCCUUUGCCCUUACUAGUCCUCAGCUAUACACCGCCGGGGUGUCCGCUGGAGUUGCCAAUUCCUUUGUUGCAGGGCCUGUAGAGCACAUCCGUAUUCGCUUGCAGACCCAGGCGACUAAGAUCUACAGUGGCCCACUGGACUGCGCUAGAAAGAUCGUCGCUUCUUCCGGCGCGUCUGGUCUCUUCAAAGGUAUGGUCCCAACCCUGUUCAGAGAAGGUCACGGCAUGGGCAUGUAUUUCCUAGUCUAUGAGGCAGUGGUGGGGUACAAGCUCAAGAAGGACAACCUGACUCGUGCCGAACUUCCGGCCGUGUGGGCCAUGCUGGGAGGCGCCAUCUCAGGUCCGGCAUUGUGGGUGAUGGUCUACCCUAUGGACGUGAUCAAGUCGAGGCUGCAGACGGAUGCUCUGGACAAGGGCAAGCGACAGUAUCAAGGUACAAUAGACUGCGCCCGGCAAAUCUUCAAGCAGAGUGGAUGGAAAGGCUUCUUCAGAGGUCUAGCCCCCACCCUUGCCAGGGCACCCAUUUCGAAUGCCGCUACCUUUGUCACCUACGAAUUUGCAGCACGGCAUCUAGAGGCCUAUGUCAGGUAGGCCGCCCAGCUAUCAGCUAUAAGAUGCGACAGUAAGUUAUUGGACGUUGUUGUCAUGCCUGAGAGCGGAGCACUGCAUCCUUCAAUGAAUCCCUUGUGUCGCUCCGAUUCCGGAAGCCGCACGCUGUUCUUGAUCCUUGUGACACGCGCUGG
Molecule: messenger RNA, 1131 nt
Organism: Microstroma glucosiphilum
Lineage: Eukaryota; Fungi; Basidiomycota; Exobasidiomycetes; Microstromatales; Microstromataceae
Product: putative YMC1-protein of the mitochondrial carrier family
Exons: 6
Coding region: 23-979 (318 amino acids)
Biological process (GO): mitochondrial L-ornithine transmembrane transport
Molecular function (GO): L-ornithine transmembrane transporter activity
Source: RefSeq, a predicted model, not a curated record